AUGGCAUCUCUGGGGCUGCAGAUUCUGGGCGUUGGGCUGGCGGUGCUCGGAUGGAUAGGAAACAUACUGAUCUGUAUGCUGCCCCUGUGGAAGGUGUCUGCUUUCAUUGGGAACAACAUUGUGGUGGCUCAGAGCAUCUGGGAAGGACUGUGGAUGACCUGUGUGGUGCAGAGCACGGGCCAGAUGCAGUGCAAGGUGUACGACUCCCUGCUGGCCCUGCCUCCUGACCUCCAGGCGGCCCGGGCCAUGGUAGUCAUCGCCAUCCUGUUCUCUCUGUUUGGCCUGCUGCUCUCUGUAGUUGGAGGGAAGUGCACCACGUGCAUUGGGGACAAAGCAGCAAAAGCCAGAGUGGCCAUCUCAGCAGGUGUUUUCUUCAUCCUGAGCGGGGCUCUGUGUCUGGUGACUGUCUCCCUGCCUGCUAACACUAUCAUAAAGGAUUUCUACAACCCCCUGGUUCCUGAUGCCCAGAGGAGAGAGCUGGGUGCGUGUUUGUACGUGGGCUGGGGAGCAUCGGGACUGCUGCUGAUCGGUGGUGCUCUUCUCUGCUGUCAGUGCCCGUCAGGAAGAGACCGCUAUAAUGGACCGAAGUACUCCCCGCCCAAGUCCACAACACCUGGGAAGGAAUUUGUCUGAGCUGGAGGCUCCUUUUGAAAAGUGGCUGACUUUACAUAUAGUACAAACCUGUUGCUUAUCCAAGUGUGAUUUGCAAUUUGACUAACUUCUUUUAACUAACACACUGCUGCCUUUUGUUUCUGAGAAAUGCAAGAGACUCUAAGGUAUGUGGCAUAUUAGAUUAAUGCGUCAUUGAGUUAGGACCAGAGUUUUUUUUUAAAUUCAGUCAUUGUUUUGUAUCAUAAUUUCAAUAUUAAUUCAGACUCUCCUGGUGUUUUUAUUGUCUUUUUUGCAACAUCUUUUUCGCCAUGUGAAAUUUAUUUUU
Seriola dumerili (greater amberjack) is the source of this 937-nucleotide messenger RNA. RefSeq names its product claudin-4-like (gene cldn29). Gene Ontology annotation, cellular component: plasma membrane; bicellular tight junction. The transcript has a single exon. Bases 1 to 633 code for a protein of 210 amino acids. Gene Ontology annotation, molecular function: structural molecule activity. NCBI's taxonomy places the organism in Eukaryota, Metazoa, Chordata, Actinopteri, Carangiformes, Carangidae. Gene Ontology annotation, biological process: bicellular tight junction assembly; cell adhesion. The record is from RefSeq and is a predicted model, not a curated record.